Nothoprocta perdicaria is the source of this 1464-nucleotide messenger RNA. RefSeq names its product cyclin D2 (gene CCND2). Gene Ontology annotation, cellular component: cyclin-dependent protein kinase holoenzyme complex; nucleus; cytoplasm. Gene Ontology annotation, molecular function: cyclin-dependent protein serine/threonine kinase regulator activity. The coding region runs from base 27 to 902 and encodes 291 amino acids. Lineage: Eukaryota; Metazoa; Chordata; Aves; Tinamiformes; Tinamidae. The record is from RefSeq and is a predicted model, not a curated record. The transcript has 5 exons. Gene Ontology annotation, biological process: regulation of cyclin-dependent protein serine/threonine kinase activity; mitotic cell cycle phase transition; positive regulation of G1/S transition of mitotic cell cycle.
AGAAAGAGGGAGAUCUCUUUGGAAACAUGGAGCUGCUGUGCUGCGAGGUGGACCCCAUGAAAAGAGCGCUGCCCGACUCCAACUUGCUCUACGAUGAUCGCGUUUUGCACAACUUAUUAACCAUAGAGGAGAGGUAUCUGCCCCAAUGCUCCUACUUCAAAUGCGUGCAAAAGGACAUUCAGCCGUUCAUGAGGAGGAUGGUGGCCACUUGGAUGCUAGAGGUCUGCGAAGAGCAGAAGUGUGAAGAAGAAGUUUUCCCUUUGGCCAUGAAUUACUUGGACAGAUUCUUAGCUGUGGUGCCCACCCGAAAGUGCCAUCUGCAGCUGCUGGGGGCAGUGUGCAUGUUCCUGGCGUCCAAGCUGAAAGAGACAAUCCCCCUUACAGCAGAGAAACUGUGCAUAUAUACGGACAAUUCCAUCAAACCCCAAGAGCUGCUGGAAUGGGAGCUUGUGGUGUUGGGAAAGUUGAAGUGGAAUCUUGCUGCCAUCACUCCACACGAUUUCAUUGAACACAUUCUGAGGAAGUUGCCUCUACCUAAAGACAAGUUACUUCUGAUCCGGAAGCAUGCACAAACUUUUAUCGCCCUUUGUGCCACAGAUUUUAACUUUGCCAUGUAUCCACCAUCAAUGAUAGCUACUGGAAGUGUGGGAGCAGCCAUCUGUGGUCUUCAGUGUGAUGAUGGGGAAAGUUCACUCUGUGGCGACAGCCUAACAGAGCUCCUGGCCAAGAUCACAAGCACAGAUGUGGACUGCCUUAAAGCUUGUCAAGAACAGAUUGAGGCGGUCCUAGUAAGCAACCUUAGACAAGUCCGGCAGCAACAACAGCAAAGCAAUCGUUCUAAGAUGGUGGAUGAACUGGACCAGGCCAGCACUCCCACAGAUGUGAGAGAUAUCAACCUGUGAGAACAUCAGCAUGGAAGAGUCACGCUUGCUCCCCCAGCCCUUUUAUUUUUCUUAUUAGAGUGAUUUUUUUAAAUCUGCUCCCACAUAGAACAUAUUUAAAGCUCUUUUAGAUAAAGAAAAACUGAUUAAUGAAAAAAUGUACUUGGUGCCUGUGAUGUUCUACAGAAGGGAAUCCCACAAUAUAUUUGGUAAUUGCUAUUUGAUUAUAUUACAGCGAUAUUAAAUGCUUACAAAAGCAUACAAAGUAGCUAGACAAAUGUAAGCCUGCAUUUGUGGGAACAAACUAGAGUAUACUCGUGUGUGUAUUAUGACCUAGUGCAUACACCCCUUUUUUAAAAUUAAGAAAGGAACAGUGUGUGCGAUUUUAUGGCUUGACUAGAUUGCAAAGCAAUAGAAUAAGGGUUUAGAGUGAAGUAGGAAAAGAUCCCAGAAGAAAUUGAACUAUUUUGAAUGCAGAAGAGAUUUGCUGAUCUGUCACCUCUGUUGUUAGAAGUGUUUAUUUGAUCUCUGUAUGUUAGUUUUGUUUACUCUUGCUGUCUGUGGUAGCUGCUACCUAAGAAAG